Messenger RNA from Bombus pyrosoma, 3810 nucleotides. Its product is annotated as homeobox protein abdominal-B-like. Lineage: Eukaryota; Metazoa; Arthropoda; Insecta; Hymenoptera; Apidae. The record is from RefSeq and is a predicted model, not a curated record. Gene Ontology annotation, cellular component: nucleus. The coding region runs from base 743 to 2578 and encodes 611 amino acids. The transcript has 5 exons. Gene Ontology annotation, molecular function: DNA-binding transcription factor activity, RNA polymerase II-specific; RNA polymerase II transcription regulatory region sequence-specific DNA binding. Gene Ontology annotation, biological process: cell differentiation; regulation of transcription by RNA polymerase II; animal organ morphogenesis.
UCUCCGACGCGUUUGUUGUUAUAGGGAAGUGUGUCUAGUCGUGAAGUUAUACUCAAUGGUACGGGAGUUAAAUCUUAUUCGUGUGUCUCUACUUUGUUUGGAAAACUGAAGAGAAGAUUUUGAAUGUUUCUGGAUGUGAAAGGUGCGUGGUUUAAGUGAUCAACUAAACAGUUAAAAAGUUUGAACUAGGUCAAACUAACAAAACUUUCGCAAUGGGGAAGCUGUCAAAUUUUUAGAAUUGGUUUCUGCUCACUGUGGAACUCGUCACAGUGACAGAAAUAAUUCUUUCGACAUAUAAAUCUGGUAAUUUCAGAUUGAGCACUUACAUCGACGUUAUUGACACUAUGAGGCGGCUUGUUUGAUAACCAUACUUAUUCGUUUAAUAAGAUGUAACCGUGACAAGCGCACAGUAACGAAGGUUUCUAACCUACGACACAAAUUUUAAAAAUGAGAAGUUCCUAUAAAGUUUAAUUUAUGUUUAUUGACAAAAACUAGCGAUAUAAAGCAUCAAAAGAGAUAAAUCUAACUUAAUAUUUUAAUUAAUUAAUAUUACGUAGGAUUUAAUAAAUAUUAAUAAUUGUUUUAUACGACUAAAUUUUAUAUUGACUAAAAAUAAUAACUCGUAAUUGUGAUAAAAGAAAUCUAGUCUAUAUGAACCUCGAAAUUCGUUGCUCAACCGAUUAAUAAGAAUUGACUAAAAAAAAGUGCUCUUGUCGAGGGUGUACAAAAAUAAUCGAAUUAAAUGGGAGACAUAUGUAACCUUGGAAUGGUAUCUUACUAUAAUUCCCUUGCGAUGCUUUGCCAACAACAGCAAGUAUCUGGCCAGCAGCCACUUCCGCAACAAAUACCACAAAAUAAUUCUGUACAACAUAAUUCAGCACCAAAUAAUUCUGCAUUAAGUAAUUCUACGCAACAUAAUUCUACGCAACAUAAUUCUACGCAACAUAAUUCUACGCAACAUAAUUCUACGCAACAUAAUUCUACGCAACAUAAUUCUACGCAACAUAAUUCUACGCAACAUAAUUCUACGCAACAUAAUUCUGUGCAACAUAAUUCUGCGCAACAUAAUUCUGCACAACAUGGUCCGCAACAAACAAAUACCACAGCCGACGGAGGUCAGCAAUAUUGGUAUAGUUAUCCACAUGAGCAUCCACAUGGGUCUUCAGAUGAACAUCCACAUACAUAUCCACAUACACAUGCAUAUACACAAAGACAUACACAAACACUUACACAAGCACAAGCUCAAGCACAAACACAUGCACAAACACAUGCACAAACACAUACACAAACACAUACACAAACACAUACACAAACACAAGUACAAGCACAAGCACAUUCACAUACACAUCCAAAUACGCAUGCACAUACAUUUCCAUAUACACUUCCACAAACACUUUCAAAUACACUUCCACAAACACUUCCACAAACACUUUCACAUGCACUUCCACAAACACUUUCACAAACACUUUCACAAACACUUCCACAAACACUUUCACAUACACUUUCACAUACACUUUCACAUACACUUUCACAAACACUUUCACAUACACUUCCACAAACACUUUCACAUACACUUCCACAUACACUUUCACAUACACUUCCACAAACACUUCCACAAACACUUUCACAUACACUUCCACAAACACUUUCACAUACACUUCCACAAACACUUCCACAUGCACAUACACAAACACUUCCACAUGCACAUACACAAACACUUCCACAAGGACUUUCACACACACUUCCACAAACACUUGCACACGCACAUACACAUCCACAUGGAUAUCCACAUGUCCAUUAUCAAUCAACUGGACCACAACAGUAUUUGGAUCCGGCAGAGAUGAUUCCGAAUUGGCCGCAUCCUCACGCUUACCCGUACUCACAUAUUCAUCAGUAUCAGUAUCAUCAGUAUCAGCAACCUCAGCUGGCAGGAUUAAAUGAUUGGGGUAAUGAAGCAAGUGGUCCUGUUAUAAUUGAAGAAACAAGCCGUCCUGUUACUGCCAGCGGGAGCGAUCUUAGUAAUCCAGAGACUUCGUCUACUCCACCGAGGAAUAACGACAGCAGUAACGUUACGAAUAGUAAAAAUAUUACGCCGCCUAGCACUAGCAAUAGUGGGAACAGUAUUAAUAGCGCGACAUCGAUGAGAUCCGCGCAGAUCAGAAGUCCCUACGAGUGGAUGAAGAAGACUUCCUACCAGUCUCACCCCAAUCCUGGAAAAACCCGAACUAAAGACAAAUACAGAGUGGUCUACACAGAUCAUCAGAGGUUGGAGCUUGAAAAGGAGUUUCAUUAUAGCCGUUACAUUACAAUUCGCCGCAAAGCUGAACUCGCCGCUAAUCUUGCGCUCUCGGAACGUCAAGUCAAAAUCUGGUUCCAGAACCGUCGCGCAAAAGAACGAAAACAAGUUAAAAAGCGCGAAGAACUCGAACAGAAAGAGUUAAAAGCAGCAGAUAGAGUACCAAACAAUGCAAUGGCCAACCUAACGAUCGGGGGGUUAGCAGAAAUGGGUGGAAUGCUUGGUUAUGAGGCCAGUCCGCCGCCGUCUCCUCGUGCCGGACCUUCGCAUCUACUCGUGUAAGGUGCGUGAUAGCUGUCGUCCACCCAAACAGCCAUUCCCAUUGGCGGGGUGGAGUUGUUACCUGAUCACAGAAGUUUGGUUCAGUGAUGGCUAAUUUCAGAAGCUCCAUCUAAUGUAUGCUGGAUCGAUUUUGCUAUUACACCAAUGAGCUGCAAUAGGGAAAUCUCCAGUAAAUCAAAAAAACGAACUCUAAUUUUAAAUAUCAAAUGUAUAGAUAUUAAUUUUAUAAUUUCAAAUUGUCUUGGCUUAAUGCUAAGAAAGGAAUAGAAUUAAGUAAUUCUUAUUAAUUUUAGACUAUAUGUAGUAAUAAAGAACGAGAUUAGUAAGACCAAUUCAAAUAUUACAAAUUCUAUAUGUUAUGUAAUACAAUAAUAUAGUACAUUGACAGCACAAGGUAAAUAAAUAAUAUAAUGUAAAUAAAUAACACAAUAAUAAUAGAGAUUUUGUAAUGAAACAAUAAAAAUUCAAAAACCAGUGAAAUAGAUCAUUUUAUAAUUUGACCUUCAUCGUAGGGGAGGGACUGGCUUAUGUAAGGUUCAACUUUGCCUUUCAUGGCUGCAGAUAUCAAAGGUGACAACAGGGCUCGCAUUCGCACACCUCGGGUGUCAAAUACAGAGCAGCGACAGAUACAAAAAUUCUUAGCAAUUAUAUCGAUAGGCCAGCAAGACGUUGGUAAAUCGACGUCAUAAAUGUAACGUCUAUUCUGUACUUCAUCGGUGAUAUUGGCACUGACGAAUCUUUUAUAAUGAUUGCUAUGUUCGCCGUAGGGAAUCACGGAGGGCGUAAAAAAGAUUCUAAUUUUUUGGCUGAUCAUGAAAAUAUUAAGGAAAUGAUUUGAAAUCCAAUAUUGAAUUAUUUUUGUUUAUAUUUAUGUCACAUGAUUAAAGAAACAAAAGUAAAUUCAAAAUAUAAAUAAAUUAUCCAAAUUUACAUGAUUUUAUGUCACAAUAUAAAGAUUAUAGAAAGCACAUGCAAAAGCAUUUUAUAAUGCAGAAGCAAAAAGUUUGAGCAUUUUAUUAGCGCAAUUCCUUUUUCACAAUUAUAAUAUUAAAAAUUUUUGUGAUUGCGAAGAAACGGUGCAACUUGUACUAUUAAAUUAUCUCAUUGUAUUUUAAACAUAUUUAUAACGAAAGAUUAGAUCGAAAUUAAUUAUAUUAAUACACUAACGACAGAAGGCUAGAAGAAAUAUAAUAAUAGAAGAAUUAUAUUAAUUGUAUUUUGCGCUUUGUAAU